This is a messenger RNA of Panicum virgatum (switchgrass), 750 nucleotides long. Its product is annotated as cysteine proteinase inhibitor 8-like. The record is from RefSeq and is a predicted model, not a curated record. Gene Ontology annotation, molecular function: cysteine-type endopeptidase inhibitor activity. The transcript is spliced from 2 exons. Lineage: Eukaryota; Viridiplantae; Streptophyta; Magnoliopsida; Poales; Poaceae. The coding region runs from base 49 to 573 and encodes 174 amino acids.
CUAACCGCCACCCAAAAACAGAGCAACUAUCUAGCAUCCAUCCGGCUAAUGGCAUCCCUCACCACGAACGCACUGUGCGUCCCCACCAUGGCGGCGGCAGCUGCACCGCGCCUCCACCGCCGCAGCCUCGUCGUGGCCAGAACUUCUGCGGCCAAGCGUGACGAGCACCAAGAUCGGCCGGCAGCCAAGGUUGCCGCCGCCGGCGGGCGACGCCAAGCCAUGGUGUUGUUCGCCGCCGCCGCGGCCAUCACUGUCUCGACAGCAGCCGCUGGCCAGUCCGCGAGAGCCGCUGUGUCCACGAAGACCGGGCAGUGGGCGGAAAUAGAGAACGUGACGGACCCUUACGUUCAGGAUCUCGGCAAAUGGGCUGUCACGGAGCACAACAAGCAGUCUGGGGAGAGUUUGGAGUUUGGUAAGGUCGUCAGAGGCAGGCAGCAAGUCGUCGCGGGCAUGAACUACAGUCUCGAGAUCGAAACGAAGGGACCGGCCUCCCGUUUCUACGAGGCGGGUCUGUUUGUUUACCUGCCGCCGGAGAAGCGUCAGCUCAAGUCCUUCACGCCCUUGCUUGGGUGAUGGGAACAGGUUGCUGCAAGCUGAGGAGGGUCAUUGCAUGCUCUGAGUCUCCCUGAUGUGUGUGUUUGGGCCUUGCCACUGUUCCCCAAUGUCUAAAGUCGUAUGUGGUGUUCUACUAAUAAUUUAGUUUUGCAGAAUAAAGGGAACAAAUUAAAGUUGGCUUGUGUUUUUCUUUUU